Molecule: messenger RNA, 2505 nt
Organism: Triplophysa dalaica
Lineage: Eukaryota; Metazoa; Chordata; Actinopteri; Cypriniformes; Nemacheilidae
Gene: vwa2
Product: von Willebrand factor A domain containing 2
Exons: 14
Coding region: 102-2489 (795 amino acids)
Biological process (GO): calcium-independent cell-matrix adhesion
Cellular component (GO): basement membrane
Molecular function (GO): calcium ion binding
Source: RefSeq, a predicted model, not a curated record
AAGAGAGUACCAUCUCCUGUGCACUUCCAUCUGCUGUUUAAAGCACACUGACGCUCUGUACCUGCGGUGAGGAAGACUUGUAUGUUACCUAGGACUCCACGAUGCCUUCCAGCAGACGACUGAAUCGCAUUUUUAUGCUCCUGCUUGCUCAAGUUUUGUCUAGUUUUGCUGUGCUGGAGAUUCAAACAGAUCAUGAAACCAUUAUGAAGAUCAAUGCUGCUGGAGAAAUGAUGCAGUGCUCCGCAGCCAUGGAUAUUCUCUUUGUGAUAGAUGGCUCAUACAGCGUUGGGAAGGGAGGAUUUGAACGAUCACGGCACUACAUGUUAAAGCUGUGCGAGGCACUUGACAUCAACACAGAUAAGGUGAGAGUUGGUGUGGUUCAGUGUGGCUCCACACCAAGACUGGAAAUCAGUCUAGACUCCUACAACAACAAGGAAGACCUGAAGAAGCGGAUGAAGAAAAUCCACUAUAGAGGUGGCAGCACACAGACAGGUCUGGCUCUCAAGUUUGUUGUGAGGAAGGGAUUUUCCAGCAUACGUAAUUCCACAGUGCCGCGCGUCGCCAUCCUUUUAUCCGACGGAAAGUCCCAGGGUGCCGUGGAGCUGGCAGCCUCAGAGCUUAAGCAGUCUGGGGUGGUUCUGUUUGCGGUGGGCAUACGUUACCCCAGGUGGGAGGAGCUUCGUGAUGUGGCCAGUAGUCCAUCUGAUGCUCACGUGUUCUUUGCGGAGCACUUUAGCGACGCUGUGAACGGAUUGCUCACCGCCCUCACCACCUCAUCAUUCUGCACAGCCGUUCCUGCAGGGUGUAAGGUGGAGUCAUAUCCAUGUGUGCAGAAAAGCCUGGAAACGGUCAGAGAGCUUCAGGGGAACUUCAUGUGCUGGAAAGGGUCCAAAGGAUACUCACCAUAUACCUCCCUCUGCCCUCAUUACAGGUAUAGUAGAGUUUACAAGCAGCACCCUGUGGUCUGUCACAGAACAAUAUGUCCAGACCCCUGCGACUCACAGCCAUGUCAGAACGGAGGGAAGUGUUUUUCCGAGGGCCUUGAGAAAUACCGCUGUGAAUGCCCCGCGGGCUACGGCAGUGACCCCAACUGUGCUCCCGUUCUGAGCUUCGACUGCACCGUGGACGUUCUCUUCCUGGUGGAGGGCUCCUCAGCUCUCACACUUGAGGGCUUCUUGCGGUUCAAGUCCUUCCUCAAGCGUUUCAUGCAGGCCGUGCUGAGUUCCGACACCCCAGUGAAGAUGGGUUUGGCCCAGUACGGCAGUGACGUGAAGAUGGAGGUUAAAAUCGGAGAGCACAGAGACCCAGCGAAGCUGAUUCAGGCGGUCGAGGGUAUGCAGCACCAAGGUGGACAAGCCAAGACCGGAAAUGCUCUUCGACACAUCACACGCCACGGUUUUCAAAGCUCUCCCAUCUUCGCCGACGUCCAGGACGACCUGCCGCGAGUGGUGGUGCUGCUCGCGGGAACGCCGUCGGUGGACCCCGUGGUGGAGCCGGCAAAGUACGCCCGAGACAGAGAGAUCUUCAUCAUCGGCGUGGCACCAGAAGGGAUGCGGACUGAGAUAAACAACAUCACCGGUAACCCCCAGCGCACCAUCACUUAUCAGUCACCGGAUAGAUUGAGCACUAAGAUCCCAGAACUCCGAGCCAAAAUUUGCAGCGUGGACAACCAGGGUUGUUUGGGUCAAGCGUUGGAUCUUGUCUUCGUACUGGACGCCUCCAGCGGUGUUGGGAAAGACAAUUUCGUUUACCUUCAAGACUUCGUACGAAGCACCUCUGUGCAGUUUGACAUCAAUCGGGACUUGGCUCAAGUUGGGCUGGUGGUCUACGGAGGGAGACCUGUAACAGUCUUUGACCUGGACAAAUAUGAUUCGGGCUCCGCUGUGCUCAAGGCAGUGGGAGAUGCGUCGUAUCUGGAUGGGAAGGCAUCGACCGGCUCCGCCCUGCUUCAUGUCCACUCCAGCAGCCUGACGGUGGGGAAGGGGGCACGGCCAGGGGUCAACAAGGCCGUGGUGGUGUUGACCGACGGGACGGGGGCGGAGGAUGCUGCAGUUCCCGCCCAGAAGAUCCGUGAUCGGGGCGUGUCUGUGUUUACGAUUGGCAUCGGGGACACACAGCAGGAGGUUCUCCUCCGCAUCGCUGGCUCUGAAGAUCACAUGAUCUCUGUGCCUUCAUACGAUGACUUAAAAUAUUCAGAGGAUGUGCUGGUGCAGAUGGUGUGCGCAGAUGUAAAGAAACCGGUUAAUCUGUGCAGUCCAAACCCCUGUAUGAAUGACGGUGUGUGUGAACUGUCCAACGGCAGCUAUCGCUGUGAAUGCCAGGGAUGGAAAGGCCCCCACUGUGAAACAAGAAUCAGAGAGCAGCCGUCCAGAGGAGAUCUCCCCAAACCUGCAGCUCUGAGGCGUCGUCUGCACAAGAGUGAGAAAGAGCAACUGCAACGCUAUCGAGCGCAUCGCAGGAGACACAUAUCCAGAACACAGAAAACAUAAACAGAUCAACGUACAA